Molecule: messenger RNA, 3090 nt
Organism: Ictalurus punctatus (channel catfish)
Lineage: Eukaryota; Metazoa; Chordata; Actinopteri; Siluriformes; Ictaluridae
Gene: tpbg1b
Product: trophoblast glycoprotein a
Exons: 2
Coding region: 484-1593 (369 amino acids)
Biological process (GO): negative regulation of canonical Wnt signaling pathway
Cellular component (GO): plasma membrane
Molecular function (GO): protein binding
Source: RefSeq, a predicted model, not a curated record
CCUCUCAGACAUGAGUAGGUCACCCUCCUCCUCCUCUUCCUCCCCUCCUCCAAGCGUGUGUCCAGCGUUCCUGCUUUCAUUUCAUUGUUCCACAGGAUUUCAGAUGGUUCUCUUUCUCAUGAUAAUCAGCUCCUGCUUCUCACUUCAUUACACAUGGCUUCUCCAAGACGCAGAGGGAGCUGAGAGCACGGUGGGAUCAUUCAUAAGUUCACAAGUUCUCCUCAGGAACACCACGCCAGACGUUAUUUGGAGAGUGUUUGCAUUUCGUUAGACCAGGACGCACAACUUUUUUAGGAUUUGUCUUACUUUCCAAAAAGGACGUCUCACGCAGCUGGUACAGAGUGAUAUAUAUAUAUAUAUAUCUUUUGUUUGUUUGUUUGUUUAAAACAAGCAUGUUUGUUCGUCCUGUUUAAGCUACUCGGUCGAGGUGAAUUUAGAGAAAGUUUGAAGGUAUUUACCUGGUUCAUUUUCAGACUUUACGAAAUGUGCGUGUUCGCGCUGCGCGUCGUGUUCGCGCUGCUGUGCGUCCACGCUACGCGCUCUGCGUUAUGUCCAGCUGGUUGUGAAUGUUCAGAAGCUGCACAAACUGUGAAGUGUGUUUCUAAGGAUCUUCAGGACAUACCGACAGGCAUUCCUACCUACACAAGGAAUUUGUUCAUCACGGGCAACCACAUUAGACGGAUUGGUCCAGAGUGUUUUAAGGGACUGGACAAUGUGACAACGUUAUCACUCAGCAACAACAGAAUAUCUGAGGUGGCGUCUCACACAUUCUCCAGCCUGCGUAACCUCAGAUCAUUGGACCUGAGCAGCAACCAGCUGGUGUUGAUUCACCCUGAGGCCUUCAUAAUGCACAACCACACUCUGAGAGAGCUGAAUUUCAGCCGAGCUCUCUAUAACCACUCCUCGGUCACUAACUUGGCUACAGCUCUGCGCUGGAGCAGCUUGGACAGUCUGCUUGGGUUGGACCUGUCAAGCAAUGGCCUGAUCUUCCUACCCCCUUAUAUCUUCUUUCGUAUGAGCAGUCUGCGCCGGCUUCAGUUGGCCAACAACUCCAUAGUAUCCAUUACCAAUGAGACGUUGCUGGGUUUGGAGCACUUAGAAGAGCUAGAUCUCAGCCAUAAUGCCCUUAAAACCUUCAACAAGGAAGGCUUGACGGAGUUGGAGCGCAUUCCGAAAGCAAAGUUAUACCUUGGGCAGAACCCAUACACAUGUACCUGUGGAAUUGAGCCGUUCAUCAUCUUGCUAAACACUUCGCUGGACCGUGUUGUAGAUGCAGAGCAUGUGGUCUGUGUGUUCCCUGUUGAAUUGCGCAACGUUUCUUUACUGCUUGCAAGGAAGUUGGUGCUUGAAUGCUAUCACGUAGAGGAGAGCAACAAUCUGGCUCUGCAAACAUCCUAUGUCUUCCUAGGCAUAGUGUUGGGUUUUGUGGGCCUAAUGUUCCUCUUUGUGCUGUACCUGAACCGGAAAGGUAUCAAGAAGCGCAUCUAUGAAAUGCGUGACACCUGCAGAGAGAUGUGGGAGGGGUAUCAUUACCGGUAUGAGAUUGACUCUGAUCCCAGGUUGUCACAAUUGUCCACGAGUGCAGAUGUGUAAUUUGGACUACUGCUAGUUUGACCCAAGUUCUUCCACCCCAGUGUCUUUAUUUGAACUUGAUUGCUAGCAAAUUUUAUAUACUUAAAGAAAUUUGACAAAAUCUAAAUGUUUUGUAAAUAUGAACAUUGUUACAAAAGGUUUUCAGGCAACAUUAAUACUAGCAACCUGCACACCCAUUCUUUUUCAUACAUCCAUCAUCCUGUCCAUCUCCGUUCAGUGCAUUAACCACUAGUGAUGCGUUCCAGUGUCCAUUACCACCACAUUUUCCAAAUUAUCCCUUGUAUCACCGGAGUAAAGGGUCAAGUGACUUGGUUUAGGUGGGUCUAAGACUAUUCUGUUAUUCCAUUUAGACCUAGUAGGCAUUUACUGCUUUGGGUGGAAGCAAUUGUCGUACUAAAUCUCUUCUACUGCAUGCUGUGGAUGUAUUUUUCCCUGAUGUUCAUUGAAUCAAAGAGCUGGGCCACAAUCAGCGAGGAUACGGAGCCCACUCUGCCCCUCUGCACACAGGGAGCUGUGAAGAAUGUGGUUGCCUUUCUCUACAAAGCAUUCCAGUGCAAGGAUAACCUCCUCUAAGCUUACCACAGAGCCACAGAGAAACACACUUCCUUUGUGUCAGAUAAACAGAAUGAAAGAAAUGAAAAGGGGGAUCUUUCGAGAAAGGAGACCAGCUGUGGAAAUCUCUGGUGCUCUUCUCCUUCCUUUUUUUCGGAAGAAACUUUACUGUGUUUUUAUUCCUCUCAUUUUUUCUGUCAGAAUGAUGAAAACCAGCCCUGCGAGAGGCUUGCUGAAGACUGUAGUGGGCCUGUUGGCUGUUUGAAGGCACAGCCUGGCUCAGCUCCUAGUAACUUCAGCAGUUUUUUGUGCUUGGGGGAUUUUUAUAAGUGAUAAGAUGCAGAUGAAUCUGGAAUGGUUUAGGUUCAGAUGUUUUAUGUGUCAAAAUGUAUGGGGCAGAAUUCGUUCUUUGUGUACUAGAAGCCAAAAGCAUGGGCUUGGAUGUCAUGGGUUUGUACUUAUUUUAUUUUUUAAAAAAAAUAAAUAAAUUAUAAUGAUAAUCCAGUGGAAACGCAGUCAGGACAUUUCAAAACUGAAAUAAUUACUUGGUCUGAACUAAACCACUCUGUUCACAUAACUUUAUUUAAAUGUAGGAUUAGACUUAGUCAGUACCCUGGAAACUGACCUGGCUCCAUAAACCAUUAUAGUACAUUCACUAGUACAACACCUGCUGAUUUUGAAUUAAAAGAUUAAUUUGUGCUUGAAGCUCCUCAUUGUCAUAAAAGCCUUUGUCAUCAAAAAAAGCGGUUUAAUGUUGCUCUGUACUUGACAGUUUAUUUAACAUGUACAUGCCUUGCUGUCAAAUUGCAGUUCAUAACUACAUAUGAAGGUGUAUGCAAAUAAUUUUUUUGGAGUCUUUAUGUAUGUCAUGCAUUGAAUGAACAAAAUCGAUGGCUUCCACAAAGCAAGUUUUAUCUGAAUUCUUAAUAAAAUGUUAAAACGUAA